CUCACACGUUCCAUUUACCAGUGGGUGAGGUCACGAUCACAUUAGGAGAUGUGGCUGUAUUGGCAGGUCUACCGAUCGAGGGUCGGGCAGUUACUGGGACUGCAUGUAGACUGUGGGUUGAUUUGGUACACAGAUUGUUGGGAGUACGGCCACACCCUGGGACAGAUAUUCGGGGGUCCGCCUUGAGGAUGGCUUGGUUGAGAGAGCAUUUUGUUGGUUUACCUGCUGAUGCUGAUGACGAUGUUGUGCAGCAGUACGCGAGAGCCUACAUUCUGAUGCUUAUGGGAGCUUCCACGUUUGCGGACAAGAGCGGGAAUGAGGUGCAGGUCUUGUAUUUACCCAUUCUGGAGUCUUUUGAUGUAGCUGCAGUUUAUAGCUGGGGUAGUGCGACUUUAGCAUACCUAUAUCGGCAGUUAUGUCGAGGAUGCCAUCGUGACGGUGGAGAGAUGGGUGGGUUUUUAUUGUUGAUACAGCUAUGGUCAUGGGAGCACAUUCAUAUCGGCAGACCUGUCAUACUGCGAUAUCAUGGGAUAGAUGGUGGUCCUCUUGAUGAUGAUAUGGAUCAGCACGCUGUACUUGGGCCACAUCAUGUUCGUGGCGAGGAUCCUUUGGGUCGUAGAUGGCUAUUUGCUCAUGUCACGCGCACGUCAUCCGCUGCUGGAUUAGGAUACUACCGAGAUGCUUUAGAUCGCUUGUGUGAUGAUCAGAUGACGUGGAUGCCGUACACUGAUGAGAUUUUAGGGCUGUUGCCUCCUGUUGCCCGAGAGCACACUGAGAUAUGGCGAGCACGUGUGCCCUUGAUAUGUUUUGAUGUAGUGGAGCAUCACUUUCCUGAUCGCGUACUACGCCAGUUCGGGUUGCAGCAGAUUACUCCCAGACCUUGUGAUACAUCUGUGGAUUUGCACAAGAUUGAUAGACGGGGGAAGCACACUGAAGAUUGGGGGAUGCGCCAUAUUCAGUAUAUCACUAUGUGGGAUGAGAGAGCGGCGUAUAUAGUGGACGGGAUCCCAUCAUUAGUCCCCACAGCUUCUGUAGACUACAUGAGAUGGUAUUACACCAUCACACGGGUGUUUAUCUCUCCCAGUUUUCGUUUACCCACUGAUCAUUACCAGCCUAGCUCAGUCGCUCUUCAUAUGACGACACGGGCUUUGCGUAGCAUCCAUGACAGAGCGACUGCUAUACUUGAUGAGGCGGUAGAUGUACAGGGAUACCAUGACGCUUGUUCAGGCAUUGUUUCACUGUGCGCUGAUGUAUUGGGUCGAGUGGAUUAUGGAUAUAUGGCCACCUCUCAGCAUUCCACCGCAUCUACAUCCGCAGCAGGGUCUUCUCAGGCAGUCCGACGUGAUAGAGUUGUUCUUCAGCCUCGUAACCAGCGCAGGCGUCCCCGAGCACAGCCACAUGAACUUC
Molecule: messenger RNA, 1407 nt
Organism: Cuscuta epithymum
Lineage: Eukaryota; Viridiplantae; Streptophyta; Magnoliopsida; Solanales; Convolvulaceae
Source: the annotation of a GenBank genome assembly